AUGCAGAUCAAGCGAGCUCUGCCCCUGGCACUCGCCGGUGCCGUUCUGGCGCAGAACCAGAACGUCAGCGUUGUGCCCCUGGCCACUGCUCUGGCUUCGCAGUCUGAACUUACCAACCUGCUUGCCAUCCUCGGCACGCAGCCGACCUUCCUGGCCCAGCUAUCGCUCACCCAGAACGUCACCUUCCUGGCGCCCAACAAUGCGGCCAUGGACGCCUUCCUCAACGGGCCCAACGCGACGCCGGCCAACCACCAACGCCGUCGGCGUGGCCGCGCUGCUGAGCUAUCGCACAGAACCGUCCUCGUCAACACGGCCCUCAACCUGGCCCCCUACUCCAACAUCACGGGCGGCCAGCGCGUGCUCAUGAAUCGCACCGACGGCAACGCCACCAUCACCUCUGGCCGGAUGGACAUGGCCAGGAUCGUCACCUCGAACGUCAACUUCAUCGGCGGCACCAUCCACAUCAUCAACCGGGUCCUCACGGUCCCGCUCAACGACACGCGGACCAUGAUGGACAUGAACCUGACGGCGACCGUGGGCGCGAUGCGGCGGGCGUCGGUGGCCAACCGCAUCGACACGCGGCGCGACGUGACCAUGUUCGUGCCCAGCAACGAGGCCUUCAACCGCAUCGGCAGCCUCGAGAGCAGCCUGUCGACGGAGCAGCUGGCCAGCAUCAUGAACUACCACGUCGUUGACGGGCAGCUGCCGCUCUACUCGGCCCAGCUGCGCAACCAGUCGGUCAACACGCUCAACGGCGCCCAGCUCACCUUCACCAACAACAGCGGCGUCAUGUUCGUCAACGGCGCCCGCAUUGUGCAGCCCAACGUGCUGACAAACAACGGCGUCAUGUACGUCAUUGACAACGUCCUCAACCCCGAGAGCACCUCGGCCCGCCCCGCCGCCUCGGCCACCACGGGCUCGCCCGCCUUUGCCGACGCCACCAACGGCCCCAGCGGCGUGCCCUUCACCUCGGGCAUCGCCGGCCCCGAGCCCACCCAGGGCCCCGGCAACGGCAACGGCAACGGCGGCGGCAACGGCAGCGGCAACCCCGGCAGCGGCAACGGUGGCAACAACGGCGGCAACAACGGAGGCAACCCCUCGGGGGGCGCCCGCAGCGCCGCCUCCCCCUCCUCCUCGGUCGGCACCGCCGCCGCCGCCGUGGCCGCCCUCCUUGGCGCCGCCGCGCUGUUCGCCAGUUGGUGA
This is a messenger RNA of Gaeumannomyces tritici R3-111a-1, 1203 nucleotides long. RefSeq lists its product as hypothetical. Lineage: Eukaryota; Fungi; Ascomycota; Sordariomycetes; Magnaporthales; Magnaporthaceae. The transcript is spliced from 5 exons. Gene Ontology annotation, cellular component: fungal-type vacuole membrane. Gene Ontology annotation, biological process: macroautophagy. The record is from RefSeq and is a predicted model, not a curated record. Bases 1 to 1203 code for a protein of 400 amino acids.